This is a messenger RNA of Podospora anserina S mat+, 1068 nucleotides long. RefSeq lists its product as uncharacterized. Lineage: Eukaryota; Fungi; Ascomycota; Sordariomycetes; Sordariales; Podosporaceae. The record is from RefSeq and is a predicted model, not a curated record. Gene Ontology annotation, molecular function: hydrolase activity, hydrolyzing O-glycosyl compounds. Bases 1 to 1068 code for a protein of 355 amino acids. The transcript is spliced from 2 exons. Gene Ontology annotation, biological process: carbohydrate metabolic process.
AUGGAAUCUGAGACUAGGUAUAUAGGAGGCUGGCCCUUCCAACCUAACCGCUUCUUUUUCAACUACCCAGUCAUCCCAGCCGAGUCUCACCCACCGUCAAAGAUGAAGGCCAGUCUUAUGCUUCUGUUGGCACCGUUGGUGUCAGCGGCUCCCACCGUCGAGCACCGUCAGGCUUCCCAGAGCAUCGACGCGCUCUUCAAGGCCAAGGGCAAGGAGUUCUAUGGCACUGCCACCGAUCAGGGCCGUCUUCAGGCUGGCCGGAACGCCGCCAUUAUCGAGGCCAACUUCGGUCAGGUCACUCCCGAGAACAGCAUGAAGUGGGAGAGUCUCAACCCCCGCCAGGGCCAGUACAACUGGGGCCAGGCUGACUACCUCGUCAACUGGGCCACCGAGCGCAACAAGACCAUCCGUGGCCACACCUUUGUCUGGCACUCUCAGCUCGCCGGCUGGGUCAACCAGAUCAACAACCGUGACCAGCUCACGCGUGUGAUCCAGGAGCACAUCCGCACCGUCGGUGGCCGCUACAAGGGCAAGAUCUACCACUGGAUGUUCAACGAGGAUGGCUCGCUCCGCAACAGCGUCUUCUCUCGUGUCCUCGGCGAGAGCUUCGUUAAGAUUGCCUUCGACGCCGCUCGCGAGACCGACCCCUCGGCCAAGCUCUACAUCAACGACUACAACCUCGACCAGCCCAACUACGCCAAGGUCACCCGCGGCAUGGUUGCCAACGUCAACAAGUGGCUGUCUCAGGGUAUCCCCAUCGACGGUAUCGGUACUCAGGGCCAUCUUCAGUCCGGCCAGGGCAAUGGUCUUGCCCAGACCAUCAAGGUUCUCGCUGCCACCAGCGUCAAGGAGGUCGCCGUUACCGAGCUCGACAUCCAGAACAACAACAGCAACGACUACGUCGCCGUGACCCGUGGCUGCUUGGAGGAGCCCAAGUGCCGUUCCAUUACCGUCUGGGGUGUCCGUGACCAGGAUUCGUGGCGCCCUCAGGGCAACCCUCUCCUGUUCGACAGCAACUACAACGCCAAGGCCAACUACAACGCCAUUGUGCAGUUCCUGUCGCAGUAA